Tinamus guttatus (white-throated tinamou) is the source of this 2997-nucleotide messenger RNA. The record is from RefSeq and is a predicted model, not a curated record. Lineage: Eukaryota; Metazoa; Chordata; Aves; Tinamiformes; Tinamidae.
AUGGUCCGGUGGGGGUGCUCACGUGAACUCUCUGCUUUCCUUGCAGCCUGCUAUGGGAUUGUCCAGGUUCCAACCGGACCCUGGUUCUGUCGGAAAUGUGAAUCCCAAGAGAGAGCCGCCCGGGUGAGAUGCGAGUUAUGUCCCCACAAAGACGGAGCCCUGAAGCGGACCGACAAUGGCGGGUGGGCUCAUGUCGUCUGUGCUCUGUACAUCCCCGAGGUCCAGUUUGCCAACGUGCUCACCAUGGAGCCCAUCGUCCUGCAGUACGUCCCCCACGACCGUUUCAACAAGACCUGCUACAUCUGUGAAGAGCAGGGUAGGGAGAGCAAAGCCGCGUCGGGAGCCUGCAUGGCCUGUAACCGCCACGGCUGCCGGCAAGCUUUCCAUGUCACCUGUGCCCAGAUGGCUGGCCUCUUAUGUGAAGAGGAAGUCCUAGAAGUCGACAAUGUCAAAUAUUGUGGCUACUGCAAGUACCACUUCAAUAAAAUGAAGACCUCACGUCACUCCGGUGGUAGCUCCUUCAUUGCUGGCAGAAGGAGCCGGUCCACGUCCCCUGCUCAAGAGAAGCACGUUUCCCACCACGAAAGGCCAAAGAAGAGUCGGAAGGACAAGGAAAGACCUAAACAGAAGCACAAAAAACGCCCGGAAUCUCCCAGCAGCCUCACACCAUCCUCGGUGCCCAUUGCGCCUGAGAAGGGCUCCAGCAGCCACCAUGAGGGGAGCAAAGAGCCCUCGGACGUGGGCAGGUCGGAGGUGAAAGGCAAGAAAUCCUCCAGCCAUGGCAGCAGCCACAAGGGGAAAAAGACGGGAAGCGGGAAAAGCUCGACCGGCUUCAGCUCGGCCUCAUCCAGCGGGACGUUCCAGCCUGCAGGCACCUCCUGCAGCUCCUUGCAGUGUUCCCAGGACUUCGUGACAUUCCCCAAGCUCGAGCAGGAGGACGAGAAGUACCGCAAGCCUGUCUCCUCCUCCUCCUCUUCCCACUGCUCCCCGCUGUAUGAAGGCCAGAAAGGGGACGUGUUUGAGCAGAAGGUCAUCUUCUCCGGCUUCGGCUCCAUCAUGCGCUUCUCCACGUCGGCCGUGAGCCAGCAGAGAGGCCGCGACGCCUCCCCCGUGGACUACAAGGUCUCCAACCCGGUGAGCGGCCCCUCGGCGGGGAGCAGCGGGGCCAGCAGCAGCCACAAGCGGAUGCCCUCGCUCAGCAUCGAGGAGGGAGAGGUGCUGAAGGAAAAGAAGCACAAAGGCAGCAAGAAAAACAAGCACGGACCUGGCAGGCCCAAAGGGGGCAAAAGCAAAGAGAUUUUGGGGGCCCAGCUGGCUGGGUCCACGUCCACCUCCUCGUCGCCCUUCUCUGGGGGCUCUCUCGUUAGCUCCAGCGUUGGCAACUCGUCACGGUCCUUCAGCCACACGGGGAACCUGCCCAGCCUCAGCAUGGAGUCCCCACUGCUGGGUUCAGGGAUCUACACCAGCAACAAGGACCCCAUUUCGCACGGGGGCGGCGUGCUGCGCGCGGUGUGCAGCACCCCGCUGUCCUCCAGCCUGCUGGCGCACCAGGCCACAGCGUCCCUGCCGCAGCUCACCCGCUCGCCCUUCGCUAGCACCAUCCCAGCCUCCUCUUCCUCGGUCUCCACCACGCAGGUGUUCUCGCUGGCAGGUUCAACCUUCAGCCUUCCCUCCUCGCACAUCUUUGGAAGCUCCCUCACCUCUGGGCUGUCCAUCAACCCGCUGUUGAAUCAGUCGGAAAGCAGCCGGGCAGAGCCUGACCUGGAAGACUGCGGGUUUGGCUGCCGAGGGACGUCGCCCCAGGAGAGCCUCUCUUCCAUGUCCCCCAUCAGCAGCCUGCCAACCCUCUUUGACCAGACGGUGUCCUGCAGCAGCAGCGGGCAGCUGGAGAAUGUCCCCCAGGCCACCCCCAACAUCGAGCAGCUCCUGGAGAAGCAGGGCAACGGGGAAGCCGGCGUGAACAUUGUAGAAAUGCUCAAAGCCCUGCACUCGCUGCAGAAGGAGAACCAGCGGCUCCAGGAGCAGAUCAUGACGCUGACAGCCAAGAAGGAGCGUUUGCAGCUCCUCAACGUCCAGCUCUCCGUCCCUUUCCCGGUGGUGACCACCAGCAAUGGCCCCAGCAGCCAGACCCAGUACAUCCUGCCUCCCAACGUCUGCAACAACGAUUCCCUGAGCAUCAGCAAGAGCCCCCCGUGCAAGAACAGCUUUGGGAUUGAGAACUCGCUCUCCACCUCCUCUGAGGACCCUCAUUCAGGUUGCCCCAGCAGGAGCAGCUCUUCCCUGUCCUUCCACAGCACUCCUCCGCCCCUACCCAUGCUGCAGCAGAGCCCUGCCUCGCUCCCCCUGCCCGCGGUGCAGCAGGUGAAUGGCCUGGCCAGGGUGGCAGGCAGCGGGCUGGGGGGAGGCACCGCUGGCAGCCACAGCCUCUCCACGGUGCCCAUGGUGGACGGCCUGAUGGGGACCCUGGCAGGAGGCCAGCAGAUGCCCAUCAACGGGAUCCUGGGGAAUCUGAACGGCGCUCAGGCCGCCCAGGCUCCGAGCGCGCUGACGCAGGCGAGCGGGCCGCCGACCUUGCAGCUCUCCACCAGCCUGAGCAGCGUGCCCAGCCUGAGUCCCCUGACGGAGCAGCAGCGGCACAUCCUGCACCAACACGAGCAGCAGCUCCAGCAGCUCCAGCAGCUCCUGACUUCCCAGCCACUUAAUCCAGAGCAGCAGGCCCUGGUGUUCCAGAUGAUGCAGCAGAUCCAGCAGAAGAGGGAGCUGCAGCGGCUGCAGCUGACGGGCUCGUCGCAGCUCUCCAUGAGCAGCCUCCUGGCCGCCACGUAGGCCCCGCUCCUGCACUCCAGCCCCAGCAGCAAUGAGCACAAGGCUUCCAAGAAGCAUUUCCUGCCGCUGGGCAAUGCCAAGAGGUGCUUUGGAAGACAGUACGUCUCCGACCAAGCCCUGGUAUCGGGAGGAGCGAAGGCCGGGGCCGCCUGGCACGCGGGCUCCCAGUGA